Messenger RNA from Iphiclides podalirius (scarce swallowtail), 1770 nucleotides. The record is from the annotation of a GenBank genome assembly. NCBI's taxonomy places the organism in Eukaryota, Metazoa, Arthropoda, Insecta, Lepidoptera, Papilionidae.
AUGUCACCCUUUAAAGACCUGAAAGAAGAGAACCUUGUACAAAACCCGGCAAAACACCUGCUUUUGUGGAUGCUAUGGCUUCGGUUUGGCAGAGCUAUGGCGGAGAAUCAACAUGGAAAAGUGGAGCCACCUUCAAGGAAGGGCAGCAGGGCGGGACCGCGGAGGGAAAGUGCCUUUGAGAAGCCUGUAGAGCUGGACGACGUGUUGGUCAACGAGCUCGGACAGUUUGGUCUCUUCCAACUGAGGAACAUACUCUUGGUCGCAUUGCCUAUAAUAGCAUCGGCGUUCAUGAGCGAGUAUAUAUUUUCAGCAGCCGCCGUUCCACACAGGUGUCAAAUUCCAGAAUGUGGUGAGAAUGGAAAAGACUUCGAGUAUAGGCCUGAAUGGAUUUUGAACGCAGUUCCCGAGACGAGCACCGAUUUCGCUAGUUGUGAGAGAUUCUCUCCGACUGGUGGCAACGGUACCUUAGACUACUGCCCCGCCAAUCUUUUCGACAAACAGAAUACUAUCCCCUGUGACGGUUACGUAUAUGGAAGGACCAAUUCUGUUGUGUACGAUUUUGAUCUUGGAUGCCAGGAAUGGCUUCGAGCUCUUGCUGGAACCCUUAGCAGUGUGGGCACCUUACUAGUGCUCCCCAUCACUGGUUACAUUUCUGACAGAUUCGGUCGGCGUGUGGCCCUCGUCAUAAGUGUCUUCAACUUGGCAUUAUUCGGACUCAUCCGAGCUUUCUCCGUAAACUACACCAUGUACCUAAUUUUGCAACUCAUGCAGACGACGUUUGGAGCGGGAACUUUCAGUUCUGCGUAUAUCUUCGCGGCGGAAUUGGUUGGACCCAAGUAUCGUGUAAUCACUAGUGCCACAUGUUCUUCGAUGUUCGCCGUGGGCCAAGUAGUGCUCGGAGGGGUGGCGUGGGCCGUGGAGCCGUGGCGGCACUUGAUCAUGGCUCUUCACAUUCCAUGCUUUCUCAUCAUCGUCUACUUCUGGAUUCUGUGUGAGAGUGUCCGCUGGCUGUUGUCGAAACAGAAAUACGCAGAAGCUCGCGAAGUACUAGAGAACGUGGCGAGGGUUAACAAGACGCACAUCAGCGAAAAAUCAAUGCAAGCUCUGAUGAGUCCACCACCUCGAAAUGAGUCAACGGACAGUAAGAGUAUGAUCAAAACGAUCAUAAGCUCGCGGGUGCUGCUGCGUCGCGUUUGUACAACACCCAUCUGGUGGAUCACGACGACAUUUGUCUACUACGGUCUAUCCAUCAACUCGUCCAGCCUCUCGGACGGCAUACACCUGAACUUCAUUUUGACAUGCGCCAUCGAGAUCCCCGGCUACAUCACCGCCGUCCUAAUUCUGGAUAGGAUCGGCAGGAAGGCCACAUUGUCAGGCGGAUUCUUUCUGAGCGCUGCGUGCAACAUCGCGUUUGCUUUCAUACCUUCUGAUCUGUCUAUUCUGCGAUUGAUCGUAUAUCUUCUGGGCAAGUUCGGCAUCUCGGUGGUGAUGACGUCAUUGUAUCUAUUUACGUCUGAACUCUACCCUACGGAGUUCCGGCACAGCUUGCUGGCUUUCUCCUCGAUGGUUGGCAGGAUUGGCUCCAUCAGCGCACCACUCACACCCGCCUUGAUGGAAUACUGGCACGGUAUCCCGUCCAUGAUGUUCGGAGUCAUGGGUCUGCUCUCUGGACUCCUGGCGCUCACGCAGCCGGAGACCCUCGGCACUAAGAUGCCCGACACGCUGGCAGAAGCGGAGGCACUCGGCAGGCCCGAGUCCAAACUGCAAAUG